This is a messenger RNA of Hemiscyllium ocellatum (epaulette shark), 2514 nucleotides long. Its product is annotated as sodium- and chloride-dependent neutral and basic amino acid transporter B(0+)-like. NCBI's taxonomy places the organism in Eukaryota, Metazoa, Chordata, Chondrichthyes, Orectolobiformes, Hemiscylliidae. Gene Ontology annotation, molecular function: L-proline transmembrane transporter activity. Gene Ontology annotation, cellular component: membrane; cytoskeleton. The transcript has 19 exons. The coding region runs from base 46 to 2514 and encodes 822 amino acids. The record is from RefSeq and is a predicted model, not a curated record. Gene Ontology annotation, biological process: signal transduction; sodium ion transmembrane transport.
GUGGAACGGGAUAACUGGUCUUUGAAGACUGAUUACCUGCUCUCAAUGAUUGGUAAUGUUUGGAGAUUUCCUUACCUGGCUUACAAAAAUGGAGGAGGUGCAUUCCUUAUUCCCUAUUCUGUCAUGCUGGCCCUUGUUGGGAUACCAUUGUUUUUCUUGGAGUGUUCCUUUGGUCAGUUUGCCAGCCUUGGGCCUGUUGCAGUGUGGAGGGCUGUGCCUAUGUUACAAGGUGUGGGGAUUGCUAUGAUGCUUCUGAUUACAAUGUCCAACAUUUCGUACAACUGCAUCGUUGGCUACAGUCUAUACUACCUGUUUGCUUCCUUCCAAUCACCCCUACCAUGGGCAGACUGCUUCAGUUGGUGGGGAGCAGAUGAAACAUGCAGCAGGACCCCCAAAGAGACUCUCUGCAAUCUCACUCUGACUGAUGGAUAUUUUGAAAUCGUUAAUAUAACACAGCUGCAGGAAAACAAUGGAUCUUGUCCAAAUGGAUCAGAAAUCUCCAAUCCUCACCAGGGCCCGAGUGAGCAAUACUGGGAUAAAGCAGUUUUACGCCGUUCCAGUUCAAUGGAUGAGACUGGGGAGGUAAUCUGGUAUUUAGCCCUCUGUCUGCUUCUUGCCUGGCUAAUAGUUGGGGCAGCAUUAUCAAAAGGAAUCAAAUCUUCAGGAAAGGUGGUUUAUUUCACUGCGACAUUCCCUUACGUGGUUCUGACCAUACUCCUGAUCCGAGGGGUUACCCUGGAGGGAGCUUCUAAAGGAAUUGAAUUCUACAUCGGAAGCCAGUCAGACUUCUCCAGACUGGCUGAUGCUGAGGUCUGGAAAGAUGCUGCGACUCAAAUUUUCUUUUCUAUCUCAGUGGGUUGGGGCACUUUAGUAGCAUUGUCAUCUUACAACAAGUUCCACAAUAACUGCUACAGAGAUACCAUCAUUGUCUGUGUUGUUAAUUGUGCUACAAGUGUGUUUGCUGGAUUUGUCAUCUUCUCCAUCCUGGGACACAUGGCUCACAUACAAGAUAAGCCCGUUUCAGAGGUUGCCCAGUCAGGUUUCGGUUUGGUCUUCAUUGCCUACCCAGAGGCCCUUGCACAGUUACCGUGGGCACCAUUAUGGUCUGUUUCAUUUUUCUUCAUGCUGCUCACUCUGGGAGUUGACACACAGUUUGCAGGUUUAGAAACAGUUAUGACAGCCCUGCAAGACCAGUUCCCUACAUUGGUCCAAUCAAAGCGCCUUCUUCUGACAGCUGGUGUUUGUUCGUUAUUUUAUCUGCUUGGCCUUCUAUGUGUGACACAGGCUGGGAUUUACUGGCUAAAUUUAAUGGAUCAUUACGUUACGGACUGGAUUCUCGUUAUAACAGCUCUCCUGCAACUCAUCGGUCUCAGUUGGAUCUAUGGGACAAACAGAUUCAUCAAGGACAUUGAGAUGAUGAUUGGGGAAAGGACUUGGCUCUUCUGGCUGUGGUGGAGAAUGUGUUGGAUUCUGAUCUCUCCGUGUUUUCUGGUGGCAGUCUUAAUCUGGUCCUUGACAACAUUUGCCCCACUAAGAUAUGGAUCUGUUGAAUACCCUGUCUGGUCAGGAGCACUGGGCUGGUGUAUGACCAUCUUCUGUAUUAUGUGGAUCCCCAUCAUGGCUGUGGUGAGAGUUGUCCAAGCUGAGGGCCCCACCUUGUGGCAGAAAAUAUUUGCUGCUUGCACAUCAGCUCCUGAUUGGGGCCCCUACUUGGAACAACACAGAGGGGAAAGAUACAGGAAGAAGCCUGACUCUACAGAAGACCCAAACUGUGUGCACCUUCUGGUCAUUCCUGAGAAUAAUCAAGGUCCAGCCGAUGGAGCAGCUGCUAACACAAACCAGCCGAGCAGCCCUUUGAAGGUCACAGUGAAGAUUAUCAAAGAUCCACUCCUGGACUACGGUUUUAUGGUCUCAGAAGAUUCACCAGGGCCCAAGUCAUCAUUUAUUACUGAAGAAAAGCGAGCCAGAUUGAAAAGCAACCCAGUCAAAGUACACUUUGCUGAGGAAGUGAUCGUCAAUGGCCAAAUACAGGGUAACUCGCUACUCUUAAUGCCCGGUAUUCUCAAGGUGUAUUUGGAAAAUGGACAGACCAAAGCCUUUCAAUUUGAGAAAAAUACAACAGUGAAGGAUAUCAUCCUCAGCCUGAAGUCAAAGUUAUCCAUCCGUUGUAUUGAGCAUUUUGCUCUGGUUUUGAAGGAACGAUACACUAUCAACAAGAUCUAUAUCUUACAUGAUGAUGAACUCAUUGAGCAGGUGGUCCAGAAGCGAGAGCCCCGUGAUUAUAGGUGUCUCUUCAGGGUUUGUUUCCUGCCAAGAGAUCCACUUGUACUUUUACAAGAUGAUCCAGUUACUUUUGAAUACCUCUACUCACAGAGUUGCAAUGAUGUGCUGCUGGAGAGGUUUGCGAUGGAGAUGAAAUACAGCACUGCUAUCCGUCUCGCAGCACUGCAAAUUCAGGAAUGCAUCCUCAGCUCCAACCAUUCUGAGAAAGUCUCCAUGAAGUACAUUGAGUGA